AUGAGUGAAGAGAGAGAAACCAGCAAGGAAGCGAGAGAUGCUACGACGGAGGAGGAAGAUCUUCUCCAUCGAAGCACAAAAAAACCUAAAGGCCCUGCUAUGGAAGAUCAACCUAUGGAUGAUCACAUAGCAGAGGAGGAUAUCCAGGUGAAUGUGACUAGCAACGGGGAAAAAAAGAAGGAAGAGUCAGGUGAUUCAUCUAACAGGAAGUUGGUGUCAUAUAAAGAUUCUCUUCUUGGUUUUAAUGGAGGACCCCAUGUUGCUGAUAGCGAUGAGGAAGAUUGGGUAGAAAAACUACGUAAGGAAGAGGACGAAGAAGAAGGGGAUGAGGUCUUUGUUACGGUUGAUGGUGAGGAGGAUCCUCUUUGCCCAACGUACUCUUUUCCAAAAGCCUUGCAUUUAGAAGGUUGCAGACCUUGGAGACAGGCAGUGAUUGUGAAACUUCUGGGGAAGAAAGUUGGAGUUAGAUUCUUACUCAAUCGUUUACUGAGAAUGUGGAAUAUCUCAGGCACAUAUGAGUUCAUUGAUCUAGAGAAUGACUACUUUUUGUUUCGAUUUUCAAAUAAGAAUGAUUACUCUCAUGUUUUGGAGGAUGGUCCUUGGAUCAUAGCUGAUCAUUAUGUGGUAGUUCAACGGUGGCGUCCAUUUUUUAAUCCUUAUGAUGAUGAGAUCAGAAAGCUGGCAGUUUGGAUUCGUAUUCCAGGACUUCCUAUUGAAUUCUAUACCUCUCAUCAUUUGUGGAAUAUAGGUAGUAUUUUUGGUCGCACAUUGAAGAUUGAUAGGAACUCUAUCAGGAAACGUGAUUCUGGUGAAGGUGAUAUUACAGAGAGAGCAAAGUUUGCUAGAAUUUGUGUCGAAGUUGAUCUUAGGAAAGGCUUUUUGUCCAAAUUCCGGAUUGCUGAUCGUAUCUUCCAUGUUGGAUAUGAGGGUCUCCACUUAGUUUGUUUUGCUUGUGGAAAGUAUGGGCAUAGAAGGGAUCAGUGUUCCCAUAGUAAUCUUCAACAAGAUAUUACAGCUUAUUCUCCUGAAGUUUCUGACUCUAUGGUUCAUAAGCAGCCGGAAAAAGAUUCUGUUCCGGCGAAGGAGGAACCGUUUGGGAAUUGGAUGCUGGUGCAGCCGUUACGUAAUAAGGCAGUUUCCAAUUCUCAUCCUAAUCACAGACAGGUCAUUCAAUCAGGUUCAAGAUUUCAAGCUAUUGCUGAGUUGGCUCAAAAGGAUAAUAAUAUCUUAAUUAUUUCUGAUUCUCCAGUGAUUGAUUCAAUCAGCAUUGAAUCUGGUCUGACACGAAUUAAUCAUGGGGAAUUAAUUGCUCAUAAUGAAGAACCGUUGGUGAAAAAGGAUAUUCAAAUGGAAACAGUUUCUCCAUCUGCUAACCUAUCCGCGGGCAAGUCGAGAAAAGAGGUCCAAAGUCAAGGAGUAAAAUUCAAAGAGAACCAAAAGAAGAAAGCAACUGCAUCAUCUGCUAAAGUUCAUCAGCUGGUCCAGAAUGCUAAUAUUAGCAAAGGCAGAUUAAAUGCUUCAAAAGGUGCAGAAUCUCAAAAGAAUAAUUUUAAACUUGAUUCUCAGAAGAAUAUGUCGGAGGAUUUCCAAGAUAGACAAAUUGUCUUGCACCCUUCUUUAUCUAAAUUCCAGAGGAAGACGUCUCAUGUGGUUAAUGAUCAGCAAGAGACUCUUCCUUCUUCUAGUGGCUUGGAUAAUGGAGGUAAACAUGGAAGACCACCAGAUGCUCUUACAGGGGCUGGGAAAAGGAGUUUUCCGCCUCUGAUUCGGGAUCUUUCUCAUAGAUACAGUAUUAAAGUUAUGGCUUUGUUAGAAACCAGAUUGAGUGGUGUUAUGGCGGAUAGAGCUAUUCGGCGUCUUGGUUUUUCUGGUCACUUUCAUCGUGAUGCUGUUGGUUUUUCUGGCGGUAUUUGGGUGCUUUGGAACACUGAUGAAGUUUCAGUGGAUGUUCUUUUUUCUCAUCACCAACUUGUCCAUACUAAAAUUUGUUGGGUAAAAGAAAAUAGAGAGGAGUUCAUGACUUUUAUUUAUGCAAGUCCGCGAAGACAGGAACGUAUUCAGCUGUGGGAAAUUCUGUCUUCACUGUUUGAUCAGUCCAUGAGGAAUGCAGCUUGGGGGAUAGCAGGUGAUUUUAACACUUAUUUGUAUGAGUAUGAGAAGCUAGGUGGUAAUGGGCAUAACUGGAAUAGCAUGAGGGAAUUUCGUGAUUGUUUAGAUGAAUGUAGCUUGUCUGACAUUGGCAAUCAAGGUCCUAUUUUCACUUGGCAAAGAAGAAAUCUUCAGGAACGUCUUGAUAGGGUUUGCGCUAAUGAUAAUUGGAACUUGGUUUUCCCUAACCGUGUGGCUUUCAACUUGCCUUUCUUUGGCUCAGAUCAUCGACCAGUGUUAUUAUGGGAAGGUCAACCUGCUAUUUAUCCGAGAGGGGAGCGUCCUUUCCGAUUGCUCUGA
Molecule: messenger RNA, 2448 nt
Organism: Gastrolobium bilobum
Lineage: Eukaryota; Viridiplantae; Streptophyta; Magnoliopsida; Fabales; Fabaceae
Exons: 3
Coding region: 1-2448 (815 amino acids)
Molecular function (GO): zinc ion binding; nucleic acid binding; catalytic activity
Source: RefSeq, a predicted model, not a curated record